AUGCGCGAUGUGCGUCGUCGUGAACGACUAGCUGGCUUGAAGCGAGGCUCCAAGCGGGAAGCCCAACUGCAGAAACCCUCCAAGCCCGCCCCCAUCGUGCAGGACAUUUCUGAGGAUUCCUUCAGCGAUCAAGCAACGUCGUUCUGGAGCUCUUCUUCUCCAUCGUCAUCCUCGUCCUCGUUGUCUUCGUCGUCUUCUCCCCAAGUGACGAAGUCCAGUGGUGAUCUCGUUCUCCCCCAGUCGGGACAGCAGUCCCUAACGCAAUGGGAUGCCGGCAAUCUCCUAAUCACGUCGGGUUCAAAUCCCGUGCCCCAAAUGAUCUGGGAACUCGAUCCAUUCAGUACCUUGCAGUGCGUUGCUGGAAUGCCAUCUAUGGUCUCGGAACUGAUAUUAUAUUAUGAGACUGUAUACGUACCGACGACGUUUCCAAAUGCGCAAAAUGGGUCAAAACGAGCUAAUAAGGCGUUCACGACCACAUCCGCCUUCUCGGAUGCUGGCAGCUUCUUUGGCUUGAUGAGCAUGUGUGCGGCCCAUCGAGCUAUUCUUUCCGGACGUCAUUCGGAUCUGAUCGACGCGGAAGGCUCAUCAGGCAGUCUUUAUGAUCCAGAUUAUUAUAUUAUGAAGGAUAGAUGCAUUCGGGAGAUGGAGGUCAAAGUACGCGAUCCCAACCGGGCACUCAGCAAUGAAGCCUUUGAUACGAUUGUUAGCCUCCUGACCAGUGCGUUGAUCGUGGGUCUUUUCUCGGAAAUCAGGAUCCAUCUCAAAGGUUUGAAACACAUGGUAGACAUGCGGGGAGGUAUCACGGCCCGCAGCGUUCGAGGAUCGUCCAUCUGGGCUGCUAUUGUCACAGCCGAUAUCAAGGCUGCUUCGGGCCUCAUGACUGCACCGGUAUUUCCAUUGCUUUGGGGUUCGAAGCGCGUACCAGCGGAUGUCCAAGCGCGGGUUCAGCCGUCGGAGUUCUCACCAGUGAACCGCAUUGGCAACGCUCUCUGUGCAAACACACUGCUGAGUUGCUCUCUACGAAGGGUCAUUCAUGCGUUUCGUGGGGUUGCCUUUUAUAGCGAGGCAUUUGAAACAAACUCGCCUGCUCUCCAGCCCAAAAACCAUGAAUUCUUCCGCCUUUUCAUAUGCGAGAUAGAGCAUCGAUUGGCCAGUUACGUUGAUUCUGAGCCCGAAGCAACAGUUCUCCACCCGAUUGAAGCGCUCACCAGGACAGCGGCAAUUUGCUACCUCAAUAGUCUUUUGAUUGUCUCCCCACCAUCGACGGGUCUUGGCCGCGCACUCACAAAACAUCUCAAAAGGGCAGCAAACAACUGCACACUUCCACUGCUAGCACAGCUACCAGAGGAGAACGCCGUGCUUCUUGCAUGGGCACUGUUUAUCGGGGCUCAGGGCUCAACAGGACAGAUUGAACACCAUUGGUUUAUUGAACAACUCGCAACUAUCGCGGUAAUCUGUGGAUGGAGUCACUGGGAUCAUGUGUCGGAUCUCUUGACCGAAUACCUUUACAUUCCUCAGGUUCAGGGUCAGAUCUGGAAAACCAUCUGGGACAAGGUUGUCACUUUUGUUCCAACAGGCAUCGUUGGACCAUACUAUGCUCAUCCUGCAUGUUUUGGAUAA
Aspergillus glaucus CBS 516.65 is the source of this 1620-nucleotide messenger RNA. RefSeq lists its product as uncharacterized. The transcript is spliced from 4 exons. Bases 1 to 1620 code for a protein of 539 amino acids. The record is from RefSeq and is a predicted model, not a curated record. Lineage: Eukaryota; Fungi; Ascomycota; Eurotiomycetes; Eurotiales; Aspergillaceae.